Messenger RNA from Cladocopium goreaui, 612 nucleotides. The record is from the annotation of a GenBank genome assembly. NCBI's taxonomy places the organism in Eukaryota, Dinophyceae, Suessiales, Symbiodiniaceae.
GCGUUUCAGCGUCGAGAUGGUUUUUUGCUGAAGGUACGGUACCUAUUGCCCUGCCAUGGCACCUAUGAGUGCGCCAAUGCGAAACUCCCACAUUUCAACUUGGUGGUUUCUCCUACUCAGGAGGCAGGUGUUCAAGUCAAUUGGACUGGAAAAGAGCUGGCCUGUGCCCUUUAUGAUGGCCUGGUCGUGGCGGAACCCAGUGGUUUGGGCUGCUUUGAGAUUGGCGUAAGCCGAUGGGAAGCUCAAGGCACACGUUUGUGGUUUUGGACCCAUGGAGAAUACAUUGACAAGUCAAGUAAGGAGGAGCCUGCGUUCAUCCGCGCCAUAUGCGAAGCGAAGAUUGCAGAGCUGUUCGCCAGCCAGCGUCGGACUGGAUGGUGCCACGAUGGCGUCCUUCGGCCUUUGGAGGUCAGCAUUCGCAAGGUCACACAGGGAGAGGCCGCCCGCGCUUUCGCAACAGUGUCCGAAAUCUCUGGGGAGUUCACCAGGUCAAGCAAGACAUUUGGAGAGUUUCACCUGCAAGACUUUGGGAUUGAAGCGAUCGAACCACAGACAUAUCUGUAUUUGGCACAGGAUUGGUGGAAUGUACCAGGUGACUUGCAGAACUUGUGA